ACUAAAACAAUAAAAAGCUAAUCCACUAACCAUAUUCUCAUCUUGACCUUGCUUUCUUUUUUGUCAGAUACGUACUUGUAUUUCUAAAUUACAUUAGCCCCACUCCAAUAUCAUCGAUUCCUACAAAAGAAAACCAUAUUUAACUUGCUUAGAUUCUCUUUCUUUCAUUCUCUAAUUCUAUAUCUUAAGCAAAAUGCAAAACCCAAUAGACUGAUUUUCAAGUUGAAGAUUCUAGCUAUCUCCUUUAAUCAUUCUCCAUCUCCUCAAUUCCCCACUGUUAAAAACACUAACACACAUAUCCUUCUCCUUCAUUCACUCAAUUCAAAGUCUAUUGAUGUUGGUCUCAGGUUUGUUUUCAGAUGGAUACCUUGUUUAGGCUUGUUAGUCUUCAACAAUCUGAUCAAUCAUUCAAUAACUCUACCAGCAGAACCUCUAGCAGCUCUAGAUCCUCUAGACAAAACAACCACCAUCACUACCAACAAGAAGACGAAGAAUGCUUCAACUUUUUCAUGGAUGAAGAAGACUUCUCUUCGUCUUCUUCUAAGCAUUAUUAUCCUUAUCACCAUCAACAACACACUACUGCUACUACUCCUACCACUACCACCACUAAUACAAGCACUCCUACUAAUCAACAUGCCCUUGAAUCCUCUGACUUCUCUUUCUCACCUACUUGUGAAGUAAAUUUUGAAUUUUCCGGCAACUGGGCUUCUGAUAUCCUCCUCGAAACCGCCCGUGCCAUCGCCGAUAAAAACAGCUCCAGAGUCCAGCAACUCAUGUGGAUGCUUAAUGAACUCGCCUCCCCUUAUGGUGACCCUGACCAAAAGCUUGCCUCCUACUUUCUCCAGGCUUUGUUUAGCCGGAUGACGGAUUCCGGCGAGCGAUGCUACCGUACUUUAGCUUCUGCAUCGGAUAAAACUUGCUCUUUCGAGUCUACUAGAAAAAUGGUAUUGAAGUUUCAAGAGGUGAGUCCUUGGACCACUUUUGGUCACGUAUCUUGUAAUGGUGCAAUCAUGGAAGCAUUUGAAGGUGAAACUAAAUUGCAUAUUAUUGAUAUUAGCAACACAUAUUGCACUCAGUGGCCUACUUUGUUAGAAGCCCUAGCAACCCGUACUGAUGAGACACCACACCUCAGGCUGACCACCGUAGUUGCUAAGAAAACUAGCGGUGGUUGCGGAGGCAACGGAGGUUUAGCUGCAGCCCAGAAAGUAAUGAAAGAAAUCGGAAGCAGAAUGGAAAAAUUUGCUAGGCUUAUGGGCGUGCCAUUUAAAUUCAACGUCAUACACCAUGCAGGUGAUUUAUGUGAUCUAAACCUAGCUGAAUUGGACAUUAAAGACGAUGAAGCUUUAGCCAUCAACUGUGUAGGAUCUCUACACUCAGUUACUUCAGUUGCUAAUCGCAGAGAUUAUAUUAUAUCAAGUUUCAGAAGGUUGCAACCAAGAAUCAUCACCAUUGUUGAAGAAGAAGCUGAUCUUGAUGUGGGUGUUGAUGGGUUAGAUUUCGUAAGAGGUUUCCAAGAAUGCUUGAGAUGGUUUAGGGUUUAUUUCGAGUCAUUGGAAGAAAGCUUUUCAAGAACAAGCAACGAGAGGUUGAUGCUAGAGAGGACUGCAGGACGUGCCAUAGUUGACUUGGUGGCAUGUCCGCCGUCCGAUUCCAUCGAACGGCGGGAAACUGCCACGCGCUGGUCUUCAAGGUUGCAUGCAAGUGGGUUUAGCGCUGUCUUGUUCAGUGAUGAAGUGUGUGAUGAUGUACGCGCCUUGUUGAGAAGGUAUAAGGAAGGUUGGUCAAUGACGCAGUGUAGCGACGCCGGAAUAUUCCUGUGCUGGAAGGACCAGCCUGUAGUGUGGGCUAGUGCAUGGAGGCCUUGAUUAUUGGUGAUGGUUUUAUUAUUUUUGUUAUUAUUUCUUAAUUAAAGUUUGAUGGAGUGAUUAGCACGUGUGAUGUGUUUUUUUGGCACGUGCUGGGGAUGGUUUGUGGGGGAGAGGUUAGAGAUUUGCAUCGAUUUGAAUAGGACUUAAGUAUAUUAAUUUUUAUUAAUCUUUAUUUAUCAAGUAAUUAAAUUAAUUUUAGAAACUGAA
Molecule: messenger RNA, 2075 nt
Organism: Manihot esculenta (cassava)
Lineage: Eukaryota; Viridiplantae; Streptophyta; Magnoliopsida; Malpighiales; Euphorbiaceae
Product: protein SHORT-ROOT
Exons: 1
Coding region: 360-1865 (501 amino acids)
Biological process (GO): radial pattern formation; regulation of DNA-templated transcription; negative regulation of mitotic cell cycle
Cellular component (GO): nucleus
Molecular function (GO): DNA-binding transcription factor activity; sequence-specific DNA binding
Source: RefSeq, a predicted model, not a curated record